Cyphomyrmex costatus is the source of this 4774-nucleotide messenger RNA. RefSeq names its product amyloid-beta-like protein (gene Appl). Gene Ontology annotation, biological process: central nervous system development; axonogenesis. The transcript has 14 exons. The coding region runs from base 100 to 2061 and encodes 653 amino acids. Lineage: Eukaryota; Metazoa; Arthropoda; Insecta; Hymenoptera; Formicidae. Gene Ontology annotation, molecular function: transition metal ion binding; heparin binding. The record is from RefSeq and is a predicted model, not a curated record. Gene Ontology annotation, cellular component: membrane; neuronal cell body; neuron projection.
GCGGUGUCGGAAAGGCUCGAAUUGGCACCAGCUGGCGGGAGAUCAGAGCCUCAGGUCGCUACCUUGUGUGAACCUGGUGAGGUAUACCUUGCUCAACAUAUGGGAGAGCAGGGUCGAUGGGUUUCCUCGACCGAUAAGAAGAGCUGCAUGACGGAUAAGCUGGAGAUUCUGGAGUAUUGUAAGAAGGCUUACCCGAAGAGAGACAUCACCAAUAUCGUCGAGUCGUCGCACUACGUCAGGGUGAACGGAUGGUGCAAGCCCGGAAGAACCAAAUGCAAGCUCUCCCGAUGGGUCAAACCUUACAGAUGUUUGGAGGGACCUUUCCAGAGUGACGCACUUCUUGUGCCGGAGGGCUGUCUCUUUGAUCAUCUUCAUAAUCAAACAAAAUGCUGGGAAUCUCACAGAUGGAAUGCCACGGCGGCGGAGACCUGCCGGGAGCGAAACAUGAAUCUGCGUAGCUUCGCGAUGUUGCUGCCGUGCGGUAUAUCUCUGUUCUCCGGCGUCGAGUUUGUAUGCUGCCCGAAACACCUGAAAGAGAACGUGAAGGUAAAGAAGCCGAUCGAUCUGCCCUUACCGAAGAGCGUGGACGAUGAUCUCGACGAGGACGAAGACGAUAUCGAUGACGAAGAUGACCUAGACGGCGACGCUGAGGACGAAGAAAAUUCUGACGAUCUCGAAGACGUACUUAGCAAUCAACCUGAGGAAGACGAAAGCGAGGAGGAGUACGAUGAUCUCGAUGAUUACGACACGACUACCAGUCGAUUAUCGACGACCAUCUCAACAACGGAGAAAGCCAAACAGGAUGCAACGGCGAUGCCGCUGCCAGUCAGCACGAGUACGCAGCAGCCCUCACAACCGCAAGGCACUCCGGAUCCUUAUCUGACGCACUUCGAUCCACGGUCCGAGCAUCAGAGUUACAAACAGGCUCAAAUGCGACUUGAAGAAGUACAUAAGGAGAAAGUUACGAAAGUGAUGAAGGAUUGGAGUGACCUCGAGGAGAGAUAUCAGGAUAUCAGAGCCCACGAUCCUGUUGCCGCGGAUGCUUUCAAACGCUGGAUGACGGCGCGAUUCCAGGAGACGGUUGCUGCGCUCGAGGAAAGCGGCGCUGCGGAAAAGCAUCAGUUAAGCGCGAUGCACCAGCAGAGAGUGCAGGAGGCGGUUAAGCAGAGGAACGAAGAAGCCAUGUCGUGCUACACUGCGGCUCUUAACGAAACGCCGCCAAAUAUGCACCGUAUUCAAAAAUGUCUACAAAAGCUACUUAGAGCUCUUCACAAAGACAGGCACCACACAAUAGCCCAUUACAAGCAUCUCCUUGACAGCAGCUUGGAACAGGCGCAACGAGAGAAGCCAGCCACUCUGGAGCAUUUGGCGGAAAUUGACAGGAUUACCAAUCAGAGCCUCUUGAUGUUAGAACGAUAUCCAGACUUAAGCGCGAAGAUUGGUCGUCUCAUGGACGAUUACGUUUUGGCCCUCAGGAGUAAAGAUGAAACUCCGGGAUUGCUGCUGGCGAUGACGCGCGAAGCGGAAGCAGCUAUUCUAGACAAGUAUCAGGCCGAUGUCACCAGCAAACAGCAAGAAAAAGAGCAUCAGAAACAGCUCGAACGAGCGCGCAAGGAACAACGUAAAGCAGAACGUGGCGAACUACGCACAGAACAAGAACAACAUGAGGAGAGCGACUCGGCAAUCGAUACCAAGGAUAUUCCUCAGCAAUCAGAGCAACCCGCCGCGGUUGCCGCUAUGCAUAAUGAGGGAGUAGUUAGAGCAGCUCACAGCAUGACUCACGAUGUCUCUCACUCUGAGCCAGGCUAUUCUGUAAGACGAGAAGUAUAUCAUAGAGAAAGUCGAUCCGUUUACUUCACACUCGCGUUCGCUGGCAUAGCACUCAUGGCGGGUGUAGUUGUUGGCGUCGCAGUAUUCAAGAGGCGCAACGCGAGAAGCCCUCAUAGCCAGGGCUUUAUCGAGGUUGAUCAAGCGGCCACGCCCGAGGAACGACACGUCGCAAAUAUGCAGAUUAACGGUUACGAGAAUCCUACAUACAAAUACUUUGAAGUGAAGGAAUAAUUCGGCCGCUGCCUCGAGAGUUAUCACAGAUAUUUUGAUUUUUGAAGCUGGUCGCAACCGCGUAUUCGUUCUCGCGUAUUUUCUUCAAGAAUCUCAUAGUAUUUUGUUAGAGUAAGAUAUAUAUAAAUAGUAUGUAUAUCUCUAACCCCCGAGAUUCUUCCGAAGAUCCGGACUACGUACAUCCCGGAAAUGCGCAAAUUCAGAAAAACGCGUUUCCUAAUCGGCAGAUCGCACUUGUGACGAGACUAUCGCCGUACGCAUUGCGUCCGCUUAUAGACACCACGGCCACGUGUCGUGGUGCAAAUCGAUUUUGCGAAGAAUUGACAAUAUAUAUGUAAAAUACAGUUUGUAGCUGGGACAUGCUGGAUGGGAAACGAAACGGAUUCUAUGGGAGAUAAAAUGACGUAGAAAAUUCAGCAUAUACCUAUGUGCCAUACGAACACGAGUGUUACACGCUAUCUUCGGAAGUAUCUCAUACACACAUCGUUUUUGUUACGUUGUCAUACAUGUCGAUAUAAAAACGCAGGAAGGAGCGCUCGUGUUAUAAAAGUAGAAAACGCCGUUUUUAGACGUACCUCGAUGUUCCUCCGCCUCUAUACGUUAUGCACUUGAACCGGAAGCUCCGCGGAUCGAUUGACGGCCAAUGUUCGGUGGCUGGUCGCUCUCACUCCUCGGGGACAAACGUUUGAAUAAUGAUAGAAUGCGUUUACACGGACGAUGUGAAUGCGUUAUCGUUGCGCUCUUUGCUGUAUUUUUAGGUUCUGAUAUUUUCGGAGAUAAUCAAUGGCAAUAAAGCAGCUUAAGUACUAAACACGCGAAGAAAAAAAAAUACGAUAGCGAUCGUAGUAGCUUGCCACUGUGGGCAGCAUGUAGAAGUAAAUACUCCGAUUAAUGGCGUUAACGUUAUGCUAAAAUAAUUGAGCGCGCAAACGAGCUAUGCGGCACUCUUAAAAUAUCAGAACACACACACACACAUACACACGUACACGCGCCAUCUCAUCGUUGCACGUUUUCACUUCUCUAUAUCUUCAUAAUGCAACUGUUUUAUUCCCUCCGUCUCCGUUCGAUUCCCACUGCCUGGUUUUUCUCGGUAAUCUUUUUCAGUACUUAACGUCUAACUUUUAGAUAAUAAAGAACCUUAAGACGUAAGGAAACUUAAGAAUCAUUGACGUAUCUCAAAUUAACGAUGACGAGGAAGUAAGAUACUCUAUCAUUCCACGCGAAAGUCCAUUUUGUCGAGGUGCUGAGAACGCUAGCAUGGAAAAUGUUCGGCAGCUUCGUUCGAUCUGGUCGAAAAAUGGCGCACGCGACGUAUCGAACAGGUCAUGUCGAUGCUGUCGAACAAGAGGAACAGUUCAACCGGAGAUCAUUUUCGAGUGGCAUUAGUACCUCCGACUGUUACGUCGAGAAAGAAAGAAAAAAAGGAAAAGAAAGAAAAAAAACGAAAGAAGCGGUAACUGUUGAGAUAAAACGUUUCUUUUUCGUUUCCGCGUUUUGCGUUCUCGGGGGAAAAAAAAAAGGGAAAAAGAUCGUUCAUACAAUAACUAUCUUAGGAUAUUACUAAUUAUAUACGACGACGAUGAUGAUAUAAUAUAUUACACGUUUAAUGCUUAUAUAUUUGUAUAUUGUCAAACGAUUAAAAAAAAAAAAAAGUAGUAGCCAGCACUUUAGCGCCAGGGUCGCGUGGGGAAGAAGCACAGUUUUUUCUUAUUUAUCUUGAAAUAUACAUUACGCGUUUUUGUCAAACUUAUUUAUAUAAAUAAUCCUCGGUGAUGCUCGCGAUGCGAUGCGAAUACGCUGCCGCGGUCCAUAGAACCAUUUACCGUCCCUACGGCCAUCAGUGGUCGGUAGUAGCAUUCAACUACUACAAAGACCUUAAAAACAUCCUCUCUUCAUGUAAAAAAAGACAUUAAAAAUCGCGUAACGUCUUUACGACAUCUGAAAGAUUAGAAUAUCUGCGACGUCUUUGCAGGAAAAACGUUUUUUAGGUGUCUAAGAGAUUAGAACGUUUUUUUACGUCGUCUUUACGACGUCUAUCUAUGGCAGCGGCGUGAUAAAAGCAUAACCAUCGCUAUCGUUGGUGCACCGUUAAUGCACCAUUAAUGCACGUUCAGGUCGGUUGAUCAUCGUAUCAAUACAGCCGGUAAUAUAUGUUCGAAAGAGAUGGGAUUUUUAGCUCUCGGCGGCGCGCGAUGGUUACUAUUAUAAAUUACAAUUUAAUGCUAAAGAGUCGCUGUUCUGUCUCUUGUGUGAAAUAACGCUCCACACGGUCCAUGCAUGAGUACAUACAUUCCCAGUUACGUGCUAAGGUGGUCCCCUUCGAUUGCGCUCACUUUGCUAGGAUUGUAUCGCGUGACACGAUAAUCGCCAGCGAAUUAGAGCGAUUAAAAUAAAAUAAAAAAAAUUGAGAAGAUCCUUUUAGGUAUUGUAUUCCUAAGCGCACGUGAAGCAGCUGCCUUUCCUAUCUAUCUAGCGCGAAUCUUUGUCACACACACCGAUCGUUUGUCUUCACGCAACUCCGGUGGAAAAGAGUGUGUAUAACCGGCGACAACAGGCAACAAACAGGAUGCAAGACACAGUCACACACAUUAAACAACACAUCGCUGAAUGUUAAAAAUAUUAUUUUAGAUAUAUUGUAAGACGAGAUAGCAAUUAUACCAGUAAAUGUACUAUGAUUAUAUGAAUAACAGCAGAUAGCAUCAAUGCGUUACAA